This is a messenger RNA of Bolinopsis microptera, 1248 nucleotides long. RefSeq lists its product as uncharacterized. The record is from RefSeq and is a predicted model, not a curated record. The transcript has 2 exons. Bases 1 to 1248 code for a protein of 415 amino acids. NCBI's taxonomy places the organism in Eukaryota, Metazoa, Ctenophora, Tentaculata, Lobata, Bolinopsidae.
AUGGCUGGCGACAUCUCGAAUGAAAUGGAGCUCAAAUUCGCAUCAAUCCCGAAGCCAUUCAAGUGGACCAAAGAUGCCUGCUCUGGACUUGGUACCACAGAAAAAUUCAAGUCAGCCCAGAACACCGCUCAAUUCAAAGAAAAAGUUGAUUCUCUUCUUCAAACUGAUAUUUCCUCCCCUGACGACAUUCGCAGUUUCAAUGAAAUUGUGAUUGCCACCUUUACUAACCUGGCAAGUCAAGUUACCACCCAGAAAAGUGGAAAGCCCAGUACUAACAAAAACAAAUGGUUUGAUUGGAGUUGUAGGCUUGCUAAACGACUAGUCUGUAGAGACGAAAGAGCCAAGAAUAACACCCACAUCGAUCCUAUGCUCGUGGAAUCCAACCGAGCAAGAUUUUACCUCCGUAAGAAAGAAUACAGGGCACAAACACGAGCUAGAAAGGGAGCUUACCUAUACAAACUUAACGAGAAAAUCAACCACAGCAACAACAUCAACUGGGCUGCUUUGAAAGACCUCUCGUCCGCUUGUAAGGACCCUGAUACAUUCGACAUAUAUGACCUGGUCGCAUUUCACAAGUUCUUCAACGACCUAUACAAUCAGAAGUGCAAGGACUCCUCGCACGGUGGACUACAAACCAGUGGCGGAACCGAGUACCACCCCGAGCCAUCAGUCGAACUUGAAAAACUCAACACAGAGUGUACUAUCCAAGAACUUGAGAAAGUCACCAAUAAGCUCCAGAAUAACAAAAGCGUUUCAUGUGAUCUUAUCUCCAACGAGAUGCUCAAGAGCUCCAAACUCGGUCUCCAAAAAGUCCUUCUGAAACUAUUCAAUGGUUGCCUAACGCAAGGAAUCUACCCCUGGAACUGCUCAAUAACUACCCCCCUACACAAAAAGGGGGACAAGCAGAACCCCGAUAACUAUAGAGCAAUCACAGUCGGAAGUUGCCUUGGAAAACUCUUUGCAUCCCUCCUCCUUGAUAGGCUGAUCGAAUUCCGUAAAGUCGUCUGUCCCGACUUCCCUCACCAACUCGGAUUCAGAGCUGGUGCCCAGUGCUCUGACCAUAUCCUGACCCUUACAACGAUCAUCGAGAAGUAUACAAAGAAGCUGAAGAAGAAAAUAUUCGCUUGUUUCGUGGACUAUCGUAAGGCGUUCGACACAGUCUGCAGGGAGGCUCUCAUGUACAAACUCAGUAGACUUGGUAUCGGAGGAAGCUUCUUCUCUUGCCUCCAGAACAUGUACAACAACUGA